Staurois parvus is the source of this 861-nucleotide messenger RNA. Lineage: Eukaryota; Metazoa; Chordata; Amphibia; Anura; Ranidae. The record is from the annotation of a GenBank genome assembly.
AUGACCAAUAACCACGCCCAGGUUGGCGUACGGCUCAUAAACAGCAUCAAUCAUUAUGGCCUGAACAUUGAGCGAUUCUGCAUGACUGGAGGGAAAAGCCCCAUUGGCUACCUGAAAGCUUACCUCACUAACCUGUACCUCUCGUCAGACUCUGAGAAAGUACAAGAGGCCAUUGAGGCAGGUAUUGCAGCUGCCACCAUGUUCACACCAAAGCAAGACAUUACCCUGCAUGAGAAGGAACUGCGGGUGGCUUUUGAUGGAGAUGCAGUGCUGUUCUCUGAUGAGUCUGAGCAGAUAGUAAAAGAAAAGGGUUUGGAUUCAUUUUUUGAACAUGAGAAAGAACAUGAGAACAAGCCAUUGGCACAGGGUCCACUGAAAUGCUUCCUGGAAUCACUAGGAAAACUUCAAAGAAAGUUUCAUGCUAAAGAUGCAAGGCUUAAAUGCCCCAUAAGGACCUACCUUGUGACAGCCAGGAGUGCUGCCAGCUCUGGGGCCCGAGCUUUGAAGACCUUACGCGCGUGGGGUUUGGAGGUGGAUGAAGCCCUUUUCUUGGCAGGGGCCCCAAAGGGGCCCAUCUUGAACAAAAUACGACCUCAUAUUUUCUUUGAUGACCAAAUGUUUCACAUAGAAAAUGCACACGAGUCAGGUACUAUUGCUGCACAUGUCCCUUAUGGGAUUGGUCAGAAGUACCACAAAUCAACCCUAAAGGAGGAACCUAAAAAGGAGGGGCCUAAAAAAGAGGAGCCUAUUAAGGAAGAGCCUAAUAAGGAGGAGUCUAAAAAGGAAGAGUCUAAAAAAGAGGAGCCCAAAAAGGAAGGGUCUAAAAAAGAAGAACCUAAAAAGGAACAUGGAAAGAAAUAG